Messenger RNA from Salvelinus fontinalis (brook trout), 3591 nucleotides. Its product is annotated as endonuclease domain-containing 1 protein-like. NCBI's taxonomy places the organism in Eukaryota, Metazoa, Chordata, Actinopteri, Salmoniformes, Salmonidae. The record is from RefSeq and is a predicted model, not a curated record. Gene Ontology annotation, molecular function: metal ion binding; nucleic acid binding; hydrolase activity. The transcript has 4 exons. Bases 1276 to 2331 code for a protein of 351 amino acids.
GCCGUUAAACUCCAUCGAAGAAGAAGACACUUUCCCCUCAUCGGAUCAUUGUUUAAAUCACAAGGAGAGUUACAGAGUAAGUAUCUUUAAUAAGGUUGGAUGAAAUGGAUUGUAAUCUUAUUGCUACAUCUGUGAAGUUGUAAGAAGAAUGGAAAAGUGAAUUGAAAACAUUAUACAGUUCUAUCUCUGCAGUCAUCUACCUAUGAUACCCAUAGCAUUGGUUUGGUAUCGGUAACUACCGGUACAAUCAGCGGCCACUUGUCUGCAUUUUCAAUACUAUUUUUACAAUCGUAGCUAUUUUAAUGCAUACUAUCGCUUAUAUUCGUGCUUUGUUGUAUGGUGUAAGACGUCUGUGAAGUUGUGAAAUAGUGUUUACGUGAUGCAGGCCACAGUUCAGUAACUUUAGCAUGCUACUGUACAGUAGUUUAUUUUCGGUUCCAGUGUAUAACAGUUUAUUCAACAUGUAUCAGUCAUGGAUUAGCUAAUACAUGUAUUAUGUUAUCUAGUUUAAUGGUGUGAUAAUCGGGAUAUUUGCCUUGCAUUUCAAUCUACACAUGAAUAUGGGUCUGCAAUGUAUUGCAAUGUUAGGUAGGCUAUUGAAUUCCCUUGGCAUUCUGCAAGCAUGAAUACUUUACAAUAAUGGAAGAUAUGCAUUGUGUUAAUCUUACUAUUUGUCCAUGUAUUGAAUGCUACACAGCUUUCCAUAAAUGCAGUGUGGACUUUUUACAGAUGAAACCCCUUCCAUUAUGACACUCCUUCCUGUAUCUGUCAUAAAGGCCUAUGCAUUCUUUGUCCUUUAGUUACACAACUAAAUCUAGUAUCUGUCACUUACCUUUCAUGCUGUAGAUCUGCUGUCAUGGUGCUGAGAAUGCUUAGUACUGUAUCUGUCACUUAUGUAUUCUCUGUAUGUAUUAGGUAUGAACCCUUGGACACACAGGUACCUCCAGCGCUCCCUCCUGCCUCACGUUCGGCCCCUGUCCCUGGUGAUCUACCCCAGACCCCCUUGUAUCCACCCCAGGCUUCUGAACUUGCCCCAGUGGGGUGAAGACCAGAAGAGGGUGAUGUCCUUCCUGCCUCUCUCUCUCUCUCCCUUAAAUGCAGCUGGUGAUUCCAGAGAGCCGGCGGGCAUCUCUCAACAAGAAGCAGCAGUGGAUUGACCGGAUGCUGUUUACCAGGAGCCUCCUACAGAGCUCACAGUCCAUCACUGUCCUUUCCCUGGUGGGGUGAAGACCAGAAGAGGGUGAUGUCCUUCCUGUCUCCAAGGCCUGCCUCAGAAUGUGCUGGGUGAAGAAGUUCAGUGAUGUUCCACAGUGCAAGAGUUUCUUCCUGAAGGGGACAACUCCAAAUCUCCCAGGUAUUUUGGUUGAUGGGAAAGUCCAGGACCAGAACCGCUACAAGCUGAUUUGCCAGUUGUUUAAAUACAAGAAGAAAACGGAAGUUAAAAACAUCUACAGGUUUGCAACUCUCUACGACACGACCAACAGGAUCCCUGUGUUCUCAGCCUACACCUUCACUGGUCCUCCUACAGACCGCAGACCAAAUCAACGUUGGAUGAUCGAGCCCCAGACAGUUGUGUUACCUAGUCAGUCCUGGAUGAUGGAGCCUCAGCUUGAAGAUAAACAUUACACACGUAACAUGAUGGUGGCAGGUAGACGUCUAAGAGUCGAGCACCAGGCUACGAACGCAGACUACAAGGUAAAGAUAAAGGGCAUGCAUCUGGACAGAGGUCACCUAUUCCCAUGUUCGUAUGCUGAUGAUGAAACCAUGAGGUCCACUUUCACCCUGACAAACGCCGUUCCCCAGGAAAGAGGCUUCAACCGAGGCAGAUGGAGUCAAAUGGAGUGCAAAGUCAGAGAAUAUCUUGUGAAGAACUGUAAGGAAGCUGAAGACCAGAUGAAAGCCUAUGUGGUGACUGGAGCAGUGCCCAGCAACAACAAACUGAACAAACGAGUGAACAUCCCGGAUCUUCUGUGGACAGCCUACUGCUGUAAAAACAACCUGGGACAGUGGGUGGCCGGAGCAUACUGGGGGAAGAACGUAAAGGGGGAAACAGUGAAUUCAAAUACCUUGGGAGUUCUCGAAAAAGAAUUGACGAGUUUCUACAAGGACUUCAAGGUAUUCCCAUAUUAUUGCCCAAGAAAAGCUAUUCAAAGUGUAGAACAGGAUGAGACAGGGAGGAACAGAGAGAGAGUAUUAGAGGGUGGGGCGGGGCAAAAGAGGAGCGGGAAAGGGAGCAGAGAGAGGAGCAUGAAGAUGGCGAGAAGAACAGGGGAUGAGUUAAAGGAAUGUGAUGAGGAGGAUGGAUGUGAUUGUGACUGUGAUGAAAAAUGAUGAGUUUUGUCCAGUGGUAAUUCCCACAACUAUUGAGUACACAUUCCCUAAGUUACAAGGGUUUUAAGGGUUUAAUGGUUAUAAGGGUUAAGUUAUAAUGGUUAUAAGGGGUAAGUAAUAAGUGUUAUAAGCCAUGGUUAAAAUGGUUAUAAUAAGGGUUAUAAUGGUUAUAAUAAGGGUUAUAAUGGUUAUAAUAAGGGUUAUAAUGGUUAUAAUAAGGGUUAUAAUGGUUAUAAUAAGGGUUAUAAUGGUUAUAAUAAGGGUUAUAAUGGUUAUAAUAAGGGUUAUAAUGGUUAUAAUAAGGGUUAUAAUGGUUAUAAUAAGGGUUAUAAUGGUUAUAUUAAUGGUUAUAAUAAGGGUUAUAAUGGUUAUAAUAAUGGUUAUAAUGGUUAUAAUAAUGGUUAUAAUGGUUAUAAUAAGGGUUAUAAUGGUUAUAAUAAGGGUUAUAAUGGUUAUAAUAAGGGUUAUAAUGGUUAUAAUAAGGGUUAUAAUGGUUAUAAUAAGGGUUAUAAUGGUUAUAAUAAGGGUUAUAAUGGUUAUAAUAAUGGUUAUUGUAAGGGUUAUAAUAAGGGUUAUAAUGGUUAUAAUAAGGGUUAUAAUGGUUAUAAUAAGGGUUAUAAUGGUUAUAAUAAGGGUUAAAAUGGUUAUAAUAAGGGUUAUAAUGGUUAUAAUAAGGGUUAUAAUGGUUAUAAUAAGGGUUAUAAUGGUUAUAAUAAGGGUUAUAAUGGUUAUAAUAAGGGUUAUAAUGGUUAUAAUUAAACAAGUUUAAGGGUUAUAAACAUUAAAGACCAGCUCUGUUAUUUUGGCGACUAAGAAAGUAUAUUUUAAACCUCCCACUUUGUGCUUGAUGUAUCAAUGUGUUGUUCAUACAUAUAGAAUCUAUGAGCAGAAUUACUGUUUCCCUACAUUUCACCCCCCCUAGCAAAUUGAGUCUUAGCCAAUGAGCAUCAGCCCCUCACAUGUGAGUGAAAACUAGUGUGGUGGCAGAAUUAGUGUUGAACUGUUGUAACUUCUCAAGGGACAUGUUCUGUGUUGGACUGUGAUGUCUUUCAUAGAGUCCUGGUGUGUCUGUACCUUAAACACAAGGCCAUUGUGUUCUGGAACUGUUGCUGUUAUAAAUAACUGUAACAAUCUGAUGGUAUUAUCACCUCCCACUAUAUAAGGGACAUGGAACCAUUUACUCAGGGGGUUCUUCCCUGUGAAAUCACAAUCAUCUCCUCUGCAGCUGCUUGAUUAAAGAUCUUUCUAUUCAAUUAAAAA